GAAAAAUGUAUAAUUUACCUGAAUUGGUAGAAAUGUAUGUGUAAAGUAUGUUAGUGGUUAUGUUAAACAAAAAUGUAUGUGAGUUUGAUUAUUUUGUUGAAAUAAAAACACCUGUUAAGGGUGAAAAAAAAACCUGUUAGCUUGAUGAUUGGUGGAGGUCUUAACGCGUUCAAAAAAAACCUCAUCUGUAGCUUUAGAUGAUCUGUCUACCGCUGUAUGACUUACUAAAGACAACUCAAAGUGUCAUAAUAAAAAAUAUUUCCUGUGAUGUUGUCAUUAUCAAUAUUUAACCAUAAAAAUAAACUUUGGCCAAAUAAAUUGUUAAGUGAUAUUAGGUAAUAAUUAUUGCAAACAGCUAAAUCUAACGUUGAUUGGUUGCAAGUGGGCCAUAAUAUGAAAUAUGUAAAUAGUGGCACUGACACCCCGUUGAUGUUUAUCAUACCCAGACACGUCAUGCACGUAGGCCGUCACUAUCUGAAACGUCUUGAUAUUUCCCAAAAUUGUCUUACGACAAGCACGGACAAGUCCCUUGCCCUGUGGAUUAGUCAACAUGUAACGACAAAAAACAACUUUGUUCCCUGUGUACUAAAUGGUCAACCAUGCGUAUUUUCUCUAUUCAUGUAUAGUUUUACAUUCCAUUCCAUCGAAGCCUAGAUGAGGUCAUGAUGGUGUACUGUCAAGAUGAUGUUCUACAAAACAACGCCUGUUUCUCUCAAAAGGAUCCGCCAUUUUCUCAAUGCCUGUUCCGUCAGUUAAUUUGAUCGCAAAACUUUAAGCACACAUGAAUGAAUCAUCGAGCUCUUACCCUUGUGUAAUAUACCCUCAAACACAGGGUAAAUUCUUCGGAUAAAAAGUAGAGAGCUAAAUUUCAAGAAAAAAUCCUAGCGUUUUAUCGUGGAACAAUUUUAUGCACUGAUUUGCGAUCUGCAUUGACAAUCUACAUUCAUUUUGAAGCAACAGAUCGUUGAUGUUAUAUUUGGAUAAACCGGAGAACGUUGUUUUACGUGAAGGAGAGCAGACGAAUGAAGUGGAUAUUUCAAACUUGAACAGACAGGGCCAGGACUGUCCUAGACGGAUUCUUUAAUUACACAAUUUGGAUUAUGGUCUCAAGUAUAAGUUCAUUAAAUUUAAAUCAAUCAUUUGCCGUAAUAAUGCAUACGAAUUAGUAGGCUACGAAAAUGUUAAACCGGCAGGGUAACAGAGAAAGAUAUAUACCUCUCAAUAAACCUCACUGACGUAGUUAGUCUAUUCCAAGAACGAUUCACAGAAUGCAAAGGUGACUUUGACAAACAGGAAAUAUUAGGUCUAGAACGAAGGAAUAUCCAUUAGAUUUACUUCACAAUUGGACCCACGGACAUAGCAAAACAUGGCUGAAACAGCAGCAGAUGAGCCUUCUGAUGACGAUAAAGCACUACUCGGGGCAGCGUUAAAUGGAUAUCUUGACGUAGUUCAGUAUUUCGUUGGUCAAGGAGCAAAUGUAAACUGGGGCACAAAUACGAAAGGGGCACCACUUCACCUUGCAUCACAGGAGGGUCAUCUGGAUGUAGUUGAGUACCUCGUUAGUCAAGGAGCACAGGUAAACAGGUGCAUUGAUAAGGGUUUGACACCACUUGAUUGUGCAUCACACAGUGGUCGUCUUAAUGUAGUUCGGUACCUCCUUAGUAAAGGAGCACAGCUUGAUACGUGUGGUAAUGGUAGUAAUACACCACUUCAUGUUGCAUCACAGAUGGGUCAUCUUGAUGUAGUUGAGUAUCUCGUUAGUCAAGGAGCACAGCUUGAAAUGUGUGAUAAUGAUAAUGAUACACCUCUUCAGCUUGCAUCACAGAAGGGACAUCUCAAUGUAAUUCAGUAUCUUGUUAAUCAAGGAGCACAGGUAGAGAGGAUUGAUAAUUUUGAUCAGACACCACUUCUUGCUGCAUCAAGUAAAGGUCACGUUGACGUAGUGGAGUACCUCGUUAGUCAAGGAGCACAGGUAAACAGGGGCACUAAUACGGGUGGGACACCACUUCUUUAUGCAUCACGGGAGGGUCAUCUUGAUGUAGUUCGGUACCUCGUUGGUCAAGGAGCAAAGGUAGAGAAGGGUCUUGGUAAUGGUGUGACACCACUUUUUAGCGCAUCACGCAAUGGUCAUCUUGAUGUAGGUCAGUACCUCGUUGGUCAAGGAGCACAGGUUGAGAGGGGCAAUAAUAAAGGUUUGACACCACUUCAUGUUGCAUCAGGCUAUGGUCAUCUUGAUAUGGUUCGAUACCUCGUUAGUCAAGGAGCACAGGUUGAAAGGUGCGAUAAUGAUGGUGACACACCACUUAUUGUUGCAUCACGCAAAGGUCAUCUUGAUGUAGUUCGGUAUCUCAAGAGAGAACAAGCACAGAGGAAAACAGCAUCACCUGAAGGUAUGAUUUGCAAUUUAAUAGUGAGCAAAGGCGGUUAUACCAUGUCAAAAGGCGAUGUUUUGUAUAGGGUCAGAGCUGUCAUGAUACUUUAGUUUUAAGUUGUUUUUAUCCUUUACUUUAAGCCUAAUCAUCAGUAGUCCAUAAAUUCAAUUGUUUAUAAUUGCCGAUUAUUUACCAGUUUUGUGUAUUACCGUUAGGGUCAUGUCUAAAUGACUGAUUAGUCUUGGAUUU
Messenger RNA from Strongylocentrotus purpuratus (purple sea urchin), 2621 nucleotides. Its product is annotated as ankyrin repeat domain-containing protein 29-like. Bases 1367 to 2482 code for a protein of 371 amino acids. Gene Ontology annotation, molecular function: protein binding. The transcript has a single exon. The record is from RefSeq and is a predicted model, not a curated record. Lineage: Eukaryota; Metazoa; Echinodermata; Echinoidea; Camarodonta; Strongylocentrotidae. Gene Ontology annotation, cellular component: cytoplasm.